This is a messenger RNA of Lathyrus sativus (Indian pea), 2589 nucleotides long. Lineage: Eukaryota; Viridiplantae; Streptophyta; Magnoliopsida; Fabales; Fabaceae. The record is from the annotation of a GenBank genome assembly.
AUGGCAGACAAGAAGCGUAAGGAGAGGGGCGACGCCAAACGCAGCCGCACCACCGUAUCUAAGAAGUCGAAGAAGACUUCCGACGUUCGCCGGAAAAAAACUGGUCCUCAUUUGCCUUCAUCUUUGAAAAAACAGAUCGAAAGUUUAAACCCUACCACAGUUGAAGUCGAUGAAGUCGACAAUGACGUAUACGAAUACGAAGAAGAAUUACCUGAAGAAGAAUCAAGGAAGAACAAGCGUUACGACCCUGUCUCCGUCAAAGAUAAUGACCUUUCUUCUGACUUCGAGGAUGAAAAUGUGCAAUCUGAUGAUGAAGACGAUGAUGGCGCAAGAAAUGCUAGGAUGGUACAAAGAAUUAUUGGGAAGACUAUGAUCAAGGAUACUGGUAUUCCUGAGCUAUAUCCAGAGUCUGAAGAUAAUGAUAAUCCCAAUCGUGAUGUUGUGGAUGGUGAUGGACGUGUUAGUAUUAACGACCUCCUUGAGCCUCUUCGUGAAAAGCCUGAAUUAGCAAAUGAAUAUGCAAAACUUCGGAAGAGAAAUCAAAUUAUCGAGAAGCAUGCUAGAACUGUUUACGCACCACUUCCAAAGGCGGAACAAGCACAGGUGGAUAGGAAGGUAGCAUAUGAAAUAUCAAAGAAAGAAGUCACGAAGUGGCAGCCCAUUAUUAAGAGAAAUAGAGAGGCUCCUACUAUAUUCUUUGAUGAAAAAACAGAUCUAGGGUUUUCAACUAUAGGAGCAAUAGCUUCUGAAUUUGAACCCAGAACUGAACUUGAGAGGAAAAUGGCUGCACUAGUUCAGAAUGACAAAAUUUUGGAAGCUCAUAAAAAUGAUGGUUUUCGGCUUCUUGAAUUAAACAAGGUUUCCAUUGAAGAUGAGAAGGAUAGACAAAACCGGAAUGCUAAAAUGCGGAGCCUUCUUUUUCGUAAUGAACUGAGGGCAAAGCAUGUUAAAAAGAUAAAGUCCAAGACAUAUCAUCGUUUGUUAAAGAAAGAUAGACUGAAGGCAGAGUCUUCUCAACCUCAAAUGGAUCCUGAAGCUGCUAAGGAAUAUGCCAUGAAACAAGAACGGCAGAGGGCCGAGGAACGCAUGACAUUGAGACACAAACAUAAAAGUAAGUGGCUUCAGCGUAACAUGCAACGUGGUUUAGAUAAGCAGGAUGAAGGAACUCGUGCUGCUGUGACUGAACAUUUUCAAAGACACGAGGAACUGACUAGAAAAAUGAAGACUAUGGAUAGUAGCAGUAGCAGCAGUGAUGAUUCCAGUAAUGAAGAUGAUGAUGAGGAUGCUGCUGAUUCUGAUUCGGAUAAGGCCAACAAGAUUUUGCAAAAAGCUAAACAAAAGACACUAGAAGUGUUGGAGGAAGAUGAUGAAAUUCCCAAGUCGGGAUUGCUAUCUUUACCUUUUAUGAGGCGUGGAUUGGAGAAAAGAAAAGAAGAAACUAUUGAAGAAGUCAACCUUACUGUACAAGAAUAUGAAGAUUCCAUGAAGAAGCUGGAGGAUUCCGGUGGCUCAGAAGAUCCAAAAGUAGCAUCUACCAGUGGCAGAAGAGUAUUUGGAAUGGCUAAAAAAGCUCAGAUAGUUGAUGCUGGUAAUAAAGUGAAAUCAGAUGAAUUUUAUGAUAACAGUGAUAGUGAUGAUGACUUGGAGGUCAAUAAAAGUGGCGACAUUGAGAAUCAGGGAAGUGAUCUUCCGCAGAAGGAUAUCAUUGAUGAUUUAAUCGUGAGUCAAGAAGGUUUUGGUACUCGCAAAGAAUCUGUUUUCAAGAACUUUGACGAGAUCGUAAAGAAUCCUGGGCCAAAAACCACAUAUGAAGUUUCCAUAUAUGCCUCAGAUAAAUGGAAUAAGGCAAAAAACAGAAAUGAUAUAGACACAAACAUCAAAAAGUCUCCAAAGUUGAAAGAACCUGUUAGGCCAAAUGUAAAGAACAUUGAAAACGAUCAAUUGGCAGAGGAUAGCGAUACAGAUAAUGAAGGACAAAUGGUGGAUGGAAUUUUGACUUCUGCAUCUAAACCAUCUUAUGAACUUCCAUCUCAAGAGGAGCUCAUUCGACAAGCUUUUGCUGGGGAUGAUGUAGAAGAUGCUUUUGAAAAGGAUAAACAGGAGGUCCUCAAUGAAGAAAAUCCUGAGCCAGAAAAGCCUCUAAUUCUUCCUGGCUGGGGCCAAUGGUCUUAUGUACAAGAAAAGAAAGGUUUACCAUCCUGGGUGAUCAAAAAACAGGAAGAUGCCCAGAGAAAAAAGGAAGAAGCUAUCAAGAGGAGAAAGGAUGCUCAGCUAAAAAAUGUGAUCAUCUCCGAGAAAUUAGGCAAGAAGGCUGAGAAACUCCAUGCAAAAACGUUGCCCUAUCCGUUCACUUCCAAACAGGUCUAUGAUCAGAGUAUGCGUAUGCCCAUUGGACCUGAAUUUAACCCAGCAACUACUAUUGGACUUCUUAAUCGGCCUGCAGUGGUGAAGAAGUCCGGUGUUAUUAUAAAACCUAUAGAAUUCGAAGAAGUGAAUCCUCAUGAUAAAUCAGGGCAAGGGUUCGUUGAGAACAAGCUGAAGAGAACCAAAGGCAAUUCUAGCAAAGCCAGGAAAAAGUCGAAGGAUUAG